Messenger RNA from Polychytrium aggregatum, 1179 nucleotides. Its product is annotated as small nuclear ribonucleoprotein-associated protein B. Gene Ontology annotation, molecular function: RNA binding. Bases 92 to 817 code for a protein of 241 amino acids. Gene Ontology annotation, cellular component: U1 snRNP; U4 snRNP; U5 snRNP. Gene Ontology annotation, biological process: mRNA splicing, via spliceosome. The record is from RefSeq and is a predicted model, not a curated record. The transcript is spliced from 5 exons. Lineage: Eukaryota; Fungi; Chytridiomycota; Chytridiomycetes; Polychytriales.
AGUUUCGCUGAUCGGGCUCUGUUUGCUCCCGACGCCCGCCGCUCGUCGACCUUCCUGUUCACCGUGGUGCCGUGGACCAGCAGCCUCAGCCAUGUCGAUUUCAAAGACAUCAAAGAUGCUGCAGUUUCUCAACUGUCGGCUAAGAAUCACAAUUUUGGAUGGAAGGACUUUGAUCGGACAAAUGCUCGCCUUCGACAAGCAUAUGAAUCUGGUGCUUUCGGACUGCGAGGAGUUUCGAAAGAUCAAGCCAAAGGGACCCGUCCCGGCUGGUCAGCCCGAUCGUGAAGAAAGAAGAACUCUAGGACUGGUUGUCCUGCGUGGAGAAACGAUCGUCAGCAUAAGUAUCGAAGCCCGUCUCCCCUCGGCAGACGAAAGCAAGUCAAAAGCAGCCAGCAGCGGCCCUGGUCUGGCCCGUUCCGCUGGGCGAGGCGUGGCCAUCGCUGCUGCCCCGGCUGGUAUUCCCGCCGCACUUGCCGGCCCUGUUCGCGGUGUUGGCGGCCCUGGUAUCCAGCAGAUGCAACCUGCUGGCCGAGGAAACUUUGUGGCCCCUCCCGUCGCAUACGGACGUCCCCCCAUGCCUGGCCCUCCCGGCCCUGGAGGUCUUGCGCCGCGCCCUGGUCCUCCUAUGAUGGGCGGUGCCCCUCCCAUGCCGCCCUUUGGUCGUGGUGGGCCUCCACCAGGCUUCCGUCCUCCGCCCGGUAUGCCCAUGGGUGGGCCUCCUCCUGGAUUCCCAAUGGGCGGUGUGCCUCCACGACCGGGAUUCCCUCCCGGUCCUCCUCCUGGCUUUAGACCGGGUCCCCCUCCCCCGCGAUCAUAAGCUUCAAUCUUCACGAAAUGCACCGCGGCAUCCUGUGUUGAUAGCCAGCGGCAACAGCAUCCUGGAUCUUGAAUACACACACACGUCCGUCAAAUGCAUUUACAUCGCUCACGGGCCACUCACAAUCCUUCGAUUCCGUAGUGCUGCACUGCGGCGUUCCAACUCGAUCCCGUGGAAUGCUGCCCAUUAUCAGCUCGGGAGCACUGCCCCUCCCCUCAUUCUGUCUGCCUGCGAUAUCGUAUUUAAUCGAUCCUGCGGUGGAUCUCCAUGGGCGAGAUCGACUUGCACAUUGCGUGCCUGUCCUUUGGCUGCAUCGAUGUGACAAUCUAUUGAUCGAUUUGCACCGACUCCAUAAACUAUGG